Messenger RNA from Sporisorium graminicola, 1104 nucleotides. RefSeq lists its product as uncharacterized. Bases 1 to 1104 code for a protein of 367 amino acids. The transcript has a single exon. NCBI's taxonomy places the organism in Eukaryota, Fungi, Basidiomycota, Ustilaginomycetes, Ustilaginales, Ustilaginaceae. The record is from RefSeq and is a predicted model, not a curated record.
AUGCCAGGCGAAUCGAACCAAGUCUCGUCCUCGUCCUCGUCCUCGUCCACGUCGGCGUCCAAGCUGACGGGGCCCAUCGUACUGCCCUCGCACCAGCUCCCGGAGCGGUUCUACCUGGGUGGGCCGCGCAUCUCGUCGUUCCGCGGUGAAGCUUCCAAGAGCCAACGGGAGCCUGAAGACUGGGUCGCUUCAACGACAUGCUGUGCGGGUACCGACUCGCUCGGCCUCACGCGUCUUCCUACGACGGGCACGCUGCUGAUCGACGAGAUCCAAUACGAUCCCGUUGCGUGGCUCGGAUCGGCCCAUGUGGACAAGUACGGCAACGACACGAAGCUACUCAUCAAGCUGCUCGAUGCCGGUCAGCGACUACCCAUCCACGCUCACCCACAUGCCGACUGGGCGCGAGCCCACGUCAACCGCAACCACGGUAAAGCAGAAGCCUGGCAUAUCUUGACGCCUGGUCAAGUGUACCUGGGUUUGCGACAAGGUGUUUCGGCGCAAGACAUGUUGAAGAUGGUGGAUGCACAGGAGAUCGAGGUGAUGUUAGGGAUGAUGCAUUGUGUCCAAGUGGAGGCGGGCGAUACGGUCUAUGUGCCACCUGGCAUGCUUCACGCUAUCGGCCAAGGAAUCCUGCUGGUGGAAGUACAGGAACCCGAGGACCUUUCGAUCCUGCUCGAGUGGCGAGACUUCCAACUCGACGGCCGAAAGUACGGCCAUCUGGGACUAGGCUUCGAGAAAGCCAUCACCGCCGUCGACAUCGAUACGCUGACCGCCGACCAGCUUUCGACGCUCGUGACGCGUGCCAAGGGACGCACCGACAGCAAUCUGCUCGCUCCACAGGCUCUUGAGUACUUCCGCAUGGACCGAUUUCACCAAGAUGCCACGCUCGAUGCCAGCUUCCAAGUCGUCGUCGUCCUCAGCGGUAACGUUGAGGUGCAACCAGCAGCAGCAGCAGCAGCAGCAGCAGCAGCAGCAACAACAGAAGCAAGGUCAACAUCAACGCUCAAAGCUGGCAGCACCACCCUACUGCGACACGCUGACGGUGCGGUACAAUUCAAGGUGCAAGAUGGUGCUGCAUUUGUCGUCAUUCGUCCCCCUUUGUAG